Molecule: messenger RNA, 402 nt
Organism: Fusarium mangiferae
Lineage: Eukaryota; Fungi; Ascomycota; Sordariomycetes; Hypocreales; Nectriaceae
Exons: 6
Coding region: 1-402 (133 amino acids)
Source: RefSeq, a predicted model, not a curated record
AUGGCAAGCCCUCGAUAUCUUCUGCGCGUCUUCGUACGUUUCCGUCUCCAUUCUGCGCAGUUCCUCGUCUUGCCGCUAACACGCAGUUCGUACAGAGCCGUCCAAAGCCCACCGUCUUUCACAAACUUUCAAUCUUGUAAGUUUCCCCUACGUGGCUUCGUCCACCUCCAACUCCAAGCACUCUCGGCUGACCAGUCAUGUAGCAACCAAAUCAUCACUAUGGCCCCCAAACGACCGGAAAUCAAGUUCAGCAGUGUGCCUUUGGCACAACGCGUCACGUCGGUGUCCUCAUGCACAAGAGUAAGCACAAGAGUAAGCACAUAUCCCUUGUCCUCUAGCAUUAGGUUUCAUGAACAUCCUCGUCGCAUUCGCUCAUAUUCUUCAAUGUCGUACACUUGCUGA